Molecule: messenger RNA, 2943 nt
Organism: Saccostrea cuccullata (small rock oyster)
Lineage: Eukaryota; Metazoa; Mollusca; Bivalvia; Ostreida; Ostreidae
Product: DNA ligase 1-like
Exons: 25
Coding region: 48-2843 (931 amino acids)
Biological process (GO): DNA repair; DNA biosynthetic process; Okazaki fragment processing involved in mitotic DNA replication
Cellular component (GO): mitochondrion; nucleus
Molecular function (GO): DNA binding; DNA ligase (ATP) activity; ATP binding
Source: RefSeq, a predicted model, not a curated record
GGUAUGAAAGCACUUGGCGGGAAAUAAUUGCCAGCAAAACCAAAACAAUGCAAAAAUCCAUAAGGUCGUUUUUCACAUCUCCAAAGCCCCAAAAGAAUGAAGCCAAGCCUGCCAAAAGUGUUGUAGAUAAUGAAGUUAAGGAGGAGCGGUCUCCCCUGAAGCAGAACAAUGGGUCUCCAGUGAAGGCUUCCCCCGUAAAGGACUCACCAGUCAAAGUGGCGAGGAAGGGGAGGAAAUGUCGGAUCAUCGAGAGUGACGAGGAGGAGGAGGUAGACAGGGGCACCCAGCAGGAGAACCAGAACAGGGGUACCGAGCAGGAGAACCAGACAAAAAGUCCAGAACCAGCCAAGGUCAAUGGAAUUGAAGAAAAGAAAGUCGCUGAGAAUUCAGAAUCCCCUGUGAAGUCUCCCUUUGGUCUCCCAGUCAGAAAAACAGCAAGGAAAAGCAUGACAACCCCAAAUAACAAGAAGAAAAGCCUUGUGUUUAGUCCUGGUAGUGAAUCUCCAGCCAAAAAACCCAAACUAGAGGUCAAGGAAGAGGAAACUGAGGACAAAGUACCAAAAUCAGAGGACACGUCUGACAAAGAGAAGAAAGAAACAAUGGAGGACAAUGUCAAGGACAACAAAACAGAGGAGGAGGACAAUGUGGAGGCAAAAGUCGAGGAAAAAGAGGACAGUAGGGAGGAAGAGGACAUGGAAACAGAGGACACUAAGAAAACCAAUAAGGCAUCCUCAUCAAAACGAACAAAGAGAUCUCCAAAGACCAAGAAAACGCCAUCUAAGAAGGAGGACAAGACAAAGUCUAAAAAAAGCGAACCUUCACCCGAGGGCAAAGAUACGAAGACAGAAGAAGAUUCAGGAAAUAAGAAGCCACAAAAAGCAUUUCACAGUUUCUUUGCAACAAAAACUGCACCUAAAACAGAAGAUUCCACCAAAGAAGGAAAGAAAACUGAUGACAAAAGUGUGAAGACUUUAUCAUCUGGUAAAAAGGAAGAAGAUUCCGGAUAUAAUCCAGCCAAAACAAAUUAUCAUCCCAUUGAGGAUGCUGUAUGGAAACGAGGUGAAAAAGUUCCUUACCUGGCUCUGGCAAAGACAUUUGAGGCAAUAGAAAACAUCUCAGGAAGAUUGAAGACAAUAGAGAUCUUGUGUAACUUUCUGCGUUCUGUGAUUGUUCUGAGCUCUGAUGACCUUGUCCAGUGUGUGUACCUGUGUCUGAACAAGCUAGCCCCGGCGUACGAAGGAUUAGAGCUGGGACUAGGGGAAACUGUCCUGAUGAAAGCCAUCGCCCAGGCUACAGGUCGAGGCCUGGACAAGAUAAAGGCUGAUGCUCAGGAGAAGGGAGAUCUAGGUUUGGUGGCCGAGACGAGUCGGAGUUCUCAGAGAACCAUGUUUGCUCCACCAAAACUGACCGUACCAGCUGUGUUUAGUAAGCUCAAGGAGAUAGCGGCCAUGUCUGGCAAUGCUGCCAUGACAAAGAAGAUAGAGAAGAUCAAGGGAAUGUUUGUAGCCUGUCGGCAGUGUGAGGCUAGAUAUCUAAUCCGGUCACUGGGGGGCAAGCUCAGAAUAGGUCUAGCAGAACAGAGUGUCUUAACAGCUCUCGGAAAUGCUGCAUUUAGGACACCUCCUGGGCAAGAUUUCCCACCAGAAGUGUUAGAUGCUGGUAAAGGCUUAGGUGCUGAUGCUCUGAAGAAGAAAAUGGAGGAAUGUGCCCUUAUAAUCAAAACAACUUAUUGUGAAUGUCCCAAUUAUGAAGCCAUUAUUCCAGCCAUGAUUAAGUAUGGUAUAGAGGAUUUACCAAACCAUUGUAAACUUACCCCAGGAGUUCCGCUGAAGCCUAUGUUAGCACACCCUACAAAAGGAGUCAGUGAAGUCUUCAAGAGAUUUGAUGAGGCAGACUUCACCUGUGAAUACAAAUAUGAUGGAGAAAGAGCACAGAUCCACAUUCUGGAGAAUGGAGAAGUUCACAUAUACAGCAGAAACUCAGAGGAUAAUACAAGUAAAUACCCAGACAUCAUUGCACGGAUACCAAAGGUCAAGAAUGACUCAGUGGAGUCCUGUGUCCUUGACUCAGAGGCUGUGGCCUGGGAUGCGGAGAAAAAACAGAUCCAGCCAUUCCAAGUUCUCAGUCACAGGAAAAGAAAGGAUGCUGACGCUUCUGAAAUAAAGAUUCAGGUGUGUGUGUACCCUUUGGAUGAAUUGCCAAUUUUUGUGGAAUUUCUGGACGAAUCCAUUAAAGGAAACUGUGAAGGACUGAUGGUGAAGACUUUAGAUGUGGAUGCUACCUAUGAAAUUGCCAAGAGAUCUCACAACUGGCUCAAGCUGAAGAAGGACUACCUGGACGGUGUGGGGGACACCCUGGACCUGGUAGUGAUGGGGGGAUUCCUGGGGACAGGAAAGAGGACUGGCCGAUAUGGGGGAUUCCUUCUAGGGUGUUACGACGAGGAAAAUGAAGAGUUCCAGUCUAUCUGUAAAAUUGGGACAGGGUUCACCGAUACAGACUUGGAGAAGCAUGCCUCAUUCUUUAAGGAGCAUGUGGUGGAGAAACCCAAACCGUAUUACCGGUAUGACUCUUCCGUAGAACCGGAUCACUGGUUUGAUGCGGUGCAGGUGUGGGAAGUCAAGUGUGCCGAUCUCUCUAUUUCACCCACUCAUAAAGCAGCAGCAGGAAUCGUUGAUCCAGAGAAGGGUAUAUCUCUCAGAUUCCCCCGAUUUCUGCGAAUCAGGGAUGACAAAAAACCAGAGGACGCCACCUCAGCUUCACAGGUGGCAGAACUUUAUAACAAUCAGCAGCAGAUUCAGAAUCAACAAAAGGCUGAAAAAGAGGAAGUGGAGGACUUCUAUUGAAGAUACGUCAAUAUAAACAAUAUAAAUUAUAAAAGUAACUUAUUAUAUAUACCUAUCUAAGAAUGCAAUAAAUUUUUAAUUGAGAGAAAAGAUUUUCUAG